AUGCUCUCACGGCACGACGAAUGCUCUCACGGCACGGCGAAUGCUCUCACGGCACCGCGAAUGCUCUCACGGCACCGCGAAUGCUCCCGCGAACGCUCCCGCGAAAGCUCCCGCGAACGCUCCCGCGAACGCUCCCGCGAACGCUCCCGCGAACGCUCCCGCGAACGCUCCCGCGAACGCUCCCACGAGGGCUUCCGCGAGUGCUCCCAGAGCACUCACCAAUGCUCACAGAGCUGA
Messenger RNA from Morchella importuna, 237 nucleotides. RefSeq lists its product as uncharacterized. The coding region runs from base 1 to 237 and encodes 78 amino acids. Lineage: Eukaryota; Fungi; Ascomycota; Pezizomycetes; Pezizales; Morchellaceae. The record is from RefSeq and is a predicted model, not a curated record. The transcript has a single exon.